AUGAGUUCUCUUCGAUUCCUUGACUUGGUCAAGCCGUUCGUGCCGUUCCUCCCUGAGGUUCAGCAGCCGGAGACCAAGAUCCCCUUCAACCAGAAGCUGAUGUGGACGGCUCUCACCCUCCUCAUCUUCCUGGUGAUGAGCCAGAUGCCUCUGUACGGUAUCGUCUCGUCCGACAAUUCGGAUCCCCUCUACUGGCUGCGAAUGGUCAUCGCGAGUAAUCGAGGUACACUGAUGGAAUUGGGUAUCACUCCCAUCAUUUCCUCCGGCAUGGUAUUCCAGCUCCUCGCUGGCACCCACAUGAUUGACGUCAACCUCGACCUCAAGUCCGACCGUGAACUCUACCAGACCGCCCAGAAGCUCUUCGCUUUCAUCCUCUCCGCCGGUACCGCCACCGUUUACGUCUUCACUGGUCUUUACGGUCCCCCCUCCGACCUUGGUGCUGGUGUUGUCUUCCUGCUCAUCCUCCAGCUCGUCAUCGCCGGUAUGAUUGUCAUUCUGCUUGAUGAGCUUCUCCAGAAGGGCUACGGACUUGGCAGCGGUAUCUCUCUGUUCAUUGCUACCAACAUUUGCGAGUCCAUCGUCUGGAAGGCCUUCUCUCCCACCACCAUCAACACCGGCCGUGGCCCUGAGUUCGAGGGUGCUGUUAUUGCUCUCUUCCAUCUCCUGAUGACCUGGCCCAACAAGCAGCGCGCUCUCCAGGAGGCCUUCUACCGCCAGAACCUCCCCAACAUCAUGAACCUGCUGGCCACCCUCCUCGUCUUCGCUGCCGUCAUCUACCUUCAAGGCUUCCGUGUUGAGAUCCCAGUCAAGUCUUCGCGCCAGCGUGGUGCUCGUGGCUCUUACCCCGUCCGCCUCUUCUACACCUCCAACAUGCCCAUUAUGCUGCAGUCCGCCCUCUCCUCCAACAUCUUCCUGAUCAGCCAGAUGAUGUACUCUCGCUUCUCUGAGAACCUCCUCGUCCGUCUCUUCGGUGUGUGGGAGGCUAAGGACGGUUCUUCCCAGCUCCACGCCGUUUCCGGUCUCGUCUACUACAUGUCUCCCCCUCUCAACUUCCGUGAGGCUCUCCUCGACCCCAUCCAUACCGCUGCCUACAUUGUCUACAUGCUCGGUGCCUGUGCUCUCUUCUCCAAGACUUGGAUCGAAGUUUCCGGCUCCAGCCCUCGCGAUGUCGCCAAGCAGCUCAAGGACCAGGGUCUCGUCAUGGCUGGACACCGUGAGCAGAGCAUGUACAAGGAGCUCAAGCGCGUCAUCCCCACUGCCGCCGCCUUCGGUGGUGCCUGCAUUGGUGCCCUCUCUGUCUUCAGCGACCUCAUGGGCGCUCUUGGCUCUGGUACCGGUACCCUGCUCGCUGUCACCAUUAUUUACGGUUACUUCGAAAUUGCCGCCAAGGAGGGAGAUCUUGCUGGCAUGAAGGGUAUGAUUAUGGGCUAG
Molecule: messenger RNA, 1431 nt
Organism: Clonostachys rhizophaga
Lineage: Eukaryota; Fungi; Ascomycota; Sordariomycetes; Hypocreales; Bionectriaceae
Source: the annotation of a GenBank genome assembly